Messenger RNA from Salvia splendens (bonfire salvia), 613 nucleotides. RefSeq names its product transcriptional regulator SUPERMAN. The transcript has a single exon. NCBI's taxonomy places the organism in Eukaryota, Viridiplantae, Streptophyta, Magnoliopsida, Lamiales, Lamiaceae. The coding region runs from base 35 to 589 and encodes 184 amino acids. The record is from RefSeq and is a predicted model, not a curated record.
UUUCUCUCUUGUUCCUUUGCAAUUUUCUUCAUCUAUGGAGAGAUAUUCCAAGUGGGCUUAUGAUCAAAGGUUGAGAGAUGGAACCAAUCUGAGCUUCGAGAGAGACCGGGCCCAUGGCUUCUCGUGGCCUCAGAGGAACUAUAGCUGCAGCUUUUGCAGCAAGGAGUUCAAAUCUGCUCAAGCUCUUGGAGGGCACAUGAAUGUGCAUAGGAGAGAUAGGGCAAGAAUGAGGCUUUCCCCAAACCCUAACCCUAACCCUAACCCUAGUUUGUUGUUUCCGUCGUCGUCUCCGCUUCCCUCCACGGCUAAAUUCUUGCCUUGUGAUGUGGAAUUUGUCUCUGUGAUCAACUCAGCCUUUCCACCUCCUCUGCAAGAAGAUGAGUUUGCAGCCAUUGGCCGUUCCUCGACGAUGACCCUUUGUAGAGAGGAUCUUGGGAAAUACAAGAAUGGUGAUGAGGCGAUGCUUGACUUUGGAAGAAGAAAUGAUGUUAUUAGAUUGGAUUUGAGCUUGGGUUUGAUGCAAGAUGCAAAGGGGGAUCCAGAUUCGGAUUCCGAAUUGGAUUUAGAGCUUCGACUUGGUUAUCCCUAGAGAUGGAUACAUCAUCAAAAAUGU